AUGCCCUCGCAUACCGACGAUGGCGGCUAUCCCGCAUCUUCGAGUUCCCCCAGUGGGUCGGUGACCUUCUCCGUGGCUGCUACGGGCAAUGACUAUGUUUCCGACGGCGCCAGUGCCUCCCAGAGUGCCUCUCGGCAUGCUUCUUAUGGCGUACAAAGUGCUUCUCGGAAUGGAUCGUACGCCACUGCUUAUCCGACUGCGUCCCGGAAUGGCACCUAUACCACUUCUUCGUCUGCUAUCAUUUCUUCUGCUCCGUACUCGAGAAACGUGAGCUCGUGGUCCUCCUUCAGCUCCGUCUCCCGCUCGACAUCAGUGUCGUUUAGCAGCUCGACCGCAACUAGCUCAACGUCAUCAACUCCAUCAGCCUGCGCAUACUGGCUUGAGGAUAUGAAAGCAGAAGGGAUUGCAUCCUUCAACGCGGACCCCAAUGGCUACAAGGUUUUCCGAAAUGUCAAGGACUUUGGUGCUAAAGGAGACGGAAUGACAGAUGACACAGCGGCUAUCAACGCUGCUAUUAGCUCCGGUGAUCGAUGUGGACCGGGUACCUGCGCAUCUUCAACCACCACUCCAGCCCUUGUUUAUUUCCCCAAUGGCACGUAUCUUAUUUCCGAUUCCAUUGUCGAUUAUUACUACACCCAAAUCGUCGGUAACCCCAACUGCAUGCCUGUCAUUAAGGCCAGCUCAGGCUUCUCCGCUCGUUGGGUGAUUGAUGGAAAUAAGUAUGGGGCGAAUGGACUUGGUUGGGGUGCAACUAACGUAUUCUGGCGUCAAAUUCGUAACUUGGUCAUCGACAUGACCUCAGUAUCACCAUCACUCUUGGUAUCAGGAAUCCACUGGCCCACUGCUCAAGCAACAUCAUUGGAAAACAUUGUUGUCAAAAUGUCAACCGUGAAGGGAACCCAACACGAGGGCUUGUUUGUCGAGGAGGGCUCUGGCGGUUUCAUGAACGAUCUAGUAUUCGAUGGUGGUCUGCAUGGAAUGACCGUGGGCAACCAGCAAUUUACCAUGCGUAACUUGACGUUCAACAACGCCGUCACCGCUAUUCAACAGCUUUGGGACUGGGGUUGGACGUAUAAAGGAGUCAAGAUUAACAACUGCGAAACCGGCUUGAAUAUGUCUGGUCUUACCGCAGCAGGGGCUCAGAAUGUCGGAUCUGUUGUCUUUAUUGACAGCGAGAUUAGCAACACACCUGUAGGCAUCUCCAUGUCUCGCAAUACCACCUCCACACCGGCAUCGGGCGGAAGCCUUAUUCUAGAAAACGUUGUUCUCAACAAGGUUCCUGUCGCUGUACAGGGCCCAGGCAACACCAUUGUGCUGGCUGGAUCGUCUGGAGCGAGCAGGAUUGAUGGGUGGGGUCAAGGUCGAGGAUAUACGCCUGAGGGACCGAACGUGUUCCAAGGCCCGAUCGUCGGGAACGACAGACCAGCAAGGCUGACGACGGGAAGCGAGUUCUACGAGCGCUCGAAGCCCAGGUACGAGCAGGUGCCAUCAUCGCAGUUCGUAAGUAUUCGCGCAGCUGGUGCAAAGGGUGAUGGGAAGACGGAUGAUACGGAUGCUAUCAACAGUGCCUUGGCUCUCGCGGCGGCUGCUGGCAAGAUCGUCUUCUUCAACGCCGGAUAUUACAAAGUGACCAAGACUAUCGUCGUGCCACCAGGAUCCAAGGCUGUUGGAGAAGCUUUCCCGGUCAUCAUGUCUUCGGGACCGUACUUCGCCGACAUGGCCCAUCCCCAAGUUGUGGUUCAGUUUGGCUUGCCAGGCCAAAGUGGUGUCAUCGAAUGGUCUGACAUGGUGAUAAGUUCCCAAGGAGCCCAAGCCGGAGCCAUACUCAUUGAAUGGAACCUGGCGUCACACGGAGGUGCACCUUCGGGCAUGUGGGAUGUUCAUACUCGGGUGGGCGGCUUCACGGGAAGCAAGCUUCAAGUCGCCGAAUGCCUCAAGACGCCCAACACCACAAUCACCCCUUCCAAUAUUGCCAAGGAUUGUAUCGCUGCUUUCAUGAGCAUGCACAUCACCAAGUCAGCGUCGGGUCUCUACAUGGAAAACUGCUGGUUGUGGGUUGCGGACCAUGACAUCGACGAUGCGAAGCUCACGCAGAUCACCAUAUAUGCUGGGCGCGGUCUGCUCAUCGAGAGCAUUGCGGGAGGGAUCUGGCUGUAUGGCACGGGAGUUGAGCACCACGUGUUGUACGAGUACCAGUUGGUGAACACCAAGGACGUGGUGAUGGGCCAGAUACAGACUGAGACGGCAUAUUACCAGCCCAAUCCUGACGCGACAAAUCCCUUCCCGGUCGUCUCCACCCUCCAUGAUCCAGUCAUCGCGAAGGGGGCGAGUGGAUGGGGCCUUCGCGUUGUGGACAGCAGCGAUGUGCUCGUGUACGGCGCCGGUCUGUACAGCUUCUUCACAAACAACAACGUGGAGUGCUCUAACCAAGGAAACGCAUCCAAGUGCCAGUCGCAGAUCCUAUCGUUCGAGAAGAGUAAGGUAUCGGUGUACAAUCUAAAUACGGUGGGGGCGACGUCAAUGGCCACGAUCGAUGGACAUGAGGUGGCAAGUUGGGCCGACAACCAGAAUGGGUUUGUCUCGACCGUGGCUCUCUUGAGAAUUUGA
This is a messenger RNA of Pseudomassariella vexata, 2607 nucleotides long. Its product is annotated as putative Exo-beta-1,3-glucanae. The record is from RefSeq and is a predicted model, not a curated record. Gene Ontology annotation, molecular function: polygalacturonase activity. Lineage: Eukaryota; Fungi; Ascomycota; Sordariomycetes; Amphisphaeriales; Pseudomassariaceae. The transcript has 6 exons. Bases 1 to 2607 code for a protein of 868 amino acids.